CGGUUCCAGAGUCGUGACUGGCUGUUUUAUGGCAGCAGGUGUGUGAAAGCCUCCUUCCCUUGUUCAAAGCUCAAAGUCCAGCCUGCAGGCGCAGAUGAUCACACGCCGCUCCAGGAUCUCCCAGACCGCCGUCUGAGGCCUGAGGUCGCAGGGGAACUCUUUGGGAAAGUCCGGGGCCCCCACAUAUGGACGGCACCUGACGCAGCCGCAGUGAACCGGGGAACGCCGCUGUCCGAGCCGCUGGACGCCUCCUUGAGCUCAGUAUCUUCGGUGCUUCCAGCUCAGGCCCCCCCCCCUGCGGCUGCGCCCCCUGCUGGGCGCCAUGGAGCCAGGAGCCAGCCGCCUGCCGCCCCACGUCCUGGGGGAGAACGAGGCGCUGCAGCAGUUCUUUAGCGUUCUGGACAGUUCUGUUGCCGUGGAUACCAGUGUCCUGGAACAGUAUCUUAGCAACGAUGUUGACCCCAGCACUUUCAUGCUCCCUGAGUCUCCUCCAGAUUCAAGUUCUGAGUCCUGCUCGCCUCCACAGUUAGCAGAACUUGGCCGUGAUCACACCUGCUGGACAGCUCAGCGGGAAGUGUUUCCAGCUGCCGCCCAACCUGCAUCCUGUCACUUUAAAAGCCGAGGCUCCGCCCCCUCCAACCCUGAGCUCCUGUCCCGUUCCUCAUCUCUUAGGUUCAGUGACGAAAGCCCCGCCCCCUCCUCUUCUAACCCCAUGACUUAUGCUCAGCUUCACAGCCUGCGCCUCACUGACACUUACAUCAAGUCUGGGACUCCGCCCACCUCACAUCACCAGCACGCACAUCAUUCACCUGAACACUGUUUGACUCCAGGGAGCUGUUCCCAAGGUUACACCCCACCCACACCACCCUCGCCCCCCCAGCCUCCAUUAAACAGUUAUGUCCCACCUUUUACCUGCCAAGGCGUGACCCCAAACAUCCCGCCCCUCCUUCCAGAUGGCGAGCUUGGCUCAUCACAACAAACCUGUCCCACAGCCACUAAAAAAAGGAGGAGGUCAGAGUCGGAAGAGUCACUAACGGCAACGUCCUGCUGUGAAAGCGGCGAUGGGCCUCGUGGUGGCGGUGCAGGAAACGGCGUGCUUGGUCCCGGGACCUGGCAAUUGUUGACCUGGGAACCGUACAUGCUGGGACAGUGGAGCACCUUAAAGGACAGAAACCACCAGAGACUGCCUUGUCCCGCCUACCAUGUCAACACAGACAAAGGCUUCAACUUCUCUCCAUCGGAUGAGGCUUUUGUUUGCCAGAAGAAAAACCACUUCCAGGUCACAGUUCAUAUCGGCAUGGCAGCAGAGCCACAAUAUGUCACAGCGCCAAGCGGCCCACAAGAAGUUGACCACUUCCACAUAAAGGUUUUUGGUGUCAAGCUGGAAACUCCAGGCUACCUGGUGACCAUUGAGCAAUCUCAGCCUGACCGCAGUAAGAAGCCCUUCCACCCUGUGAGGGUCAAUCUACCAGCUGGAAAAAUAACCAAAGUGACUCUCGGCCGACUGCACUUCAGUGAGACAACAGCAAACAACAUGAGGAAGAAAGGCAAACCCAACCCUGAUCAGAGGUAUUUUCAGAUGGUAGUGGGUCUCUAUGCUGUGGUUCGAGAGGAGUCUUUCCUCCUGACAGCUCUGCAGUCAGAAAGGAUCAUCGUCAGGGCCUCCAACCCAGGCCAGUUUGAGGUGGACGGAGAGACCUUGUGGCAGCGGGGGACAGCGCCUGAAGCUGUGGUGUGCCAUGGCCGAGUUGGCAUAAACACAGACUCUCCUGAUGAAGCGCUGGUCGUCUGUGGAAAUGCAAAGGUGAUGGGCGCCAUCAUCCAGCCGUCUGACUGCCGCGCCAAACAGAACAUUCAGGAGGUUGACUCUGAAAAGCAGCUGAAGAGAAUCAACCAGAUGAGAAUUGUGGAAUUUGAUUAUAAACCAGAAUUUGCCUCCAGUGUGGGAAUAGACCACACCCACCAGACAGGUGUGAUAGCGCAGGAGGUGAAGGAGCUGCUACCGUGUGCGGUGAAGGAUGUUGGAGAUGUCGCCUUUUCAGAUGGAGAAACAAUAAACAACUUCCUGAUGGUGGACAAGGAGCAGAUCUUCAUGGAGAAUGUAGGGGCCGUGCAGCAGCUCACUAAGCUCACAGACAACCUGGAGACUCGAAUUGAAGAGUUGGAGGUCUGGAAUCGCCGACUGGCCAAGUUGAAGAGCCUGACAGGCAGCCUUCGCUCCUCUAGGUCUCAGAGACACAACGGUGAGUCCACAACCUCCAGUCCAGACGUGCACAAGACUGGAAAAGUCCGGGACAACAACGGGACUCUCGCGUCCAAACACUGCCUCCGGAACAAAAUCUUCCAGGUCAGCGUCUUCACCCUUCUGACCACCAUGGCCUUUUGCGUCAUCUCUAUCACCACUCUGUACCUUCUGACGGUUGAGAAAGACUCGGACAGCAUCCCCGGCCCGAGUAACAACAGCUUACUGCCUGCUCAGACCACAGCCUGGACCAGCACAGACAAACCCCUGCUGUCUUCUCCGGCCCCCACAGGCCCCCUCAGUCCCUGGCCUCCUGACGUGGACUUCUGCGACCUUCUGUACUGCGAUGAGGUGUACUGCUGUCCUCUGUCAACAGGGGGCAGCAGUGUUUUCAACAAGCCGGAGGAGAAACCUGUGAUGAAAGGUGCUGAAGAAGAAGGAGAGAAUGUGCAGCUAAUAGGUUUCAGAGACUGGACAAACACGACCGUACAUACGUUUAUGAUCAAGGAGAGCCAGCAGGUGAUCGACAGCAGAUACUGCAUGAGAGAUGAGUGCGGGCCUGGCAGAUAUAUCUUCAGAGUUCCCAUCAGCCAGUUUGUUCCGGUCAACAUGAGAAUCACUCUGGUCAUGAACUCUACGGAGCUGCUGGUGGUUCAUCUGUGUGACGUGGACGAGUCCACCACAUGCUCCUCCCUGCUGGACCUUCAGUCAGUGGCUGACAGCAGAUACCCGUCAAACACGCAGGGGGAACAUGAAUGGCCUCUUCAAGUGUCUCGUCUUUAUCAGAGCUCCUAUCACUUCCGCUCCACAGUGGCUGGUCAAGCAGACUGCAAUACUGACCAUCACUAUGCGGGGGCGCUCUUCACUGACUACUUCUUCAACUUUUACAGACGCUGCACAGAUAUUUAAGCAAACAUGGAUCCAUUCAAAUAUCAUCAAGUAUAUCCACAUAUUUUCACUUUUGACACAAAAGACAGUUUUCAACUGUUUAUUUCAAAGCUAUUUGAGUGAAAACUGCAAAAGAAAACAAAAGUCCUACAGGAGAAUUUCACCUUCAGCUGCUGCUUCACAAAGCCAGACAUGAAAUAAAUCCUCAAAACUGAAUUCAGGAAACUUUUCUGUGACGCAUAAUUACUCAAAAAUGCAUUCGAUUAAACAAAAAGAUAAAA
This is a messenger RNA of Oryzias latipes (Japanese medaka), 3411 nucleotides long. RefSeq names its product myelin regulatory factor like (gene myrfl). The record is from RefSeq and is a predicted model, not a curated record. Gene Ontology annotation, cellular component: nucleus; endoplasmic reticulum membrane. Gene Ontology annotation, molecular function: DNA-binding transcription factor activity; sequence-specific DNA binding. NCBI's taxonomy places the organism in Eukaryota, Metazoa, Chordata, Actinopteri, Beloniformes, Adrianichthyidae. Gene Ontology annotation, biological process: positive regulation of DNA-templated transcription; protein autoprocessing.